CUUAAGUGUUACGUUGAUUCCCUUUUUGGACUAUUAAGUGCGCGGCAAUACACCAGAGAUCAGCGGGCUCCUACCGCUUUCGUGACGUCCUUAGUCGUCUAAAUGUGCUACUUGAUUAUUGGGUUUUCCCCUCUCUGCAAGGGGCAAUAUGCUUGCUGUCCGUUGAAGUAACAAAUAAAGCCUGGAAGCAUGCAUCCGGAUUUGAACCCCAAUGCUAUUCAUGUACCGAGUGCCCUGAACCAGUUGCUUUGUUUGAGUUUUAAGGUUGUUCAACUGCGAAAAAAAGGAAACCCGCAAGACCUUCGGCAUUUCUCAUCGUAACCAUUACCGCAACGCAACGCACAGAUUAAAGGCCGACCGCGAACGAACUGCUUAUUCGCAAGAUGAACCAACUUCUUGGCUUUUUGCUUCUGGGUGCUCCGACGGUCAACGCGGCUAUGGCGGCGUAUAUGGCCGCCGUCCCUCAGAGGAUCAGAGCUCUGGUUGAAGCGCACGAGUGCACCCUCCCCGCCGAGUUCACCAUCAAGAACUUUUCUGGAAACCCGGACGACGGGGGUGACACGCUGAGCCAGUUCGAGUUUAAUUUCCAGGACGAUGAAACCGACGUCUCGACACUCUGCCAGUUCAACUCCAGCUCCGAGGCGAUCAUCAUCGGGGGAAGGACCGCGCGAUAUGCCUGUAAUGAUCCACUGGUGCAGUUCAUCUGGCAGGAUGCAGCUUUGACCAUGAUUGAAAAGGCUUGUCCGGAUGAACAAGGGUAAGUUCAAGACAACGUCCGCCCAGUCAUUGUUACAGUUCGCCUGCCCAACGAGUACUGAUGAUGUUCGUGAAACAGCCAGGCAGAUUUCGAAGCAGCUGGAACCGCACCUAUCGAGAUUGUAUGCGGCGACGGCGGCAGCAAUUCCACACGU
This is a messenger RNA of Sodiomyces alkalinus F11, 911 nucleotides long. RefSeq lists its product as hypothetical. The coding region runs from base 384 to 761 and encodes 125 amino acids. The transcript has a single exon. NCBI's taxonomy places the organism in Eukaryota, Fungi, Ascomycota, Sordariomycetes, Glomerellales, Plectosphaerellaceae. The record is from RefSeq and is a predicted model, not a curated record.